CUUCGGUCUCUCGUGAAAGCCGUAACCACUCCGCCGAGCAGCAGCCGCCGUCGCAGACGAAUAGUUUGUGAAAGAGGAGAUGGCGAAGUCGAAGAAUCACACGGCUCACAACCAGUCGCACAAGGCUCAUAGGAACGGCAUUAAGAAGCCGAGGAAGCAUCGCCACACUUCCACCAAAGGGAUGGAUCCCAAGUUUUCGAGGAACCAGAGGUAUGCAAGGAAGCACAAUAAGCAGAGUGGUGAAUCUGCUUCUGAAGAAUAGAUGGGUUUGUUGUUUUUCUUAAUUGGAUUUUGUUCUUCAUCAGGAAUGCUAUAACAUUUUGUUUCUGUACUUUUGAUUAUAUAUGGUCAGAUGAGAUUACAUGUUUAGAAGAUGAUAAAUCUUCUAUUUGAUUUGGAAAACAUUCUGUGUGUUUGUUUGGUCAUAUUUGUUUUCAAAUACUUAAUUUGGCU
This is a messenger RNA of Cynara cardunculus var. scolymus (artichoke), 453 nucleotides long. RefSeq names its product 60S ribosomal protein L29-1-like. Gene Ontology annotation, biological process: cytoplasmic translation. Lineage: Eukaryota; Viridiplantae; Streptophyta; Magnoliopsida; Asterales; Asteraceae. Gene Ontology annotation, molecular function: structural constituent of ribosome. The record is from RefSeq and is a predicted model, not a curated record. Gene Ontology annotation, cellular component: cytosolic large ribosomal subunit; ribosome. The transcript has 3 exons. The coding region runs from base 80 to 262 and encodes 60 amino acids.